AUGGAAUUCGUAUUAGGAAAACCUCAGUUUUCUGGAAUGUUAACACUUUGGUGGGUUGCCUUUAUGAUCAACUUCAUAACUUUCUCUUCAUCACAUGUCUCCUCUUCCACAACUUCACAAAAUAGUGAAGCAAAUGCUUUACUGAAGUGGAAAGCCAGCCUUGACAACAAAAGCCAAGCUCUAUUAUCAUCGUGGAAUGGUAAUACUAGUCAUCCUUGCAAUUGGGUUGGAAUUACAUGUGAUGAAUUCAACUCCAUUUCCAAUAUUUCUCUUCAAAAUCAUGGAUUAAGAGCGUAUGACAACAUUAUUGAAGCCACAGAGGAAUUCAAUGAAAAAUAUCUCAUCGGAGUUGGAGGGCAUGGAAGUGUCUACAAAGCUGAAUUAUCCAAUGGUCAAGUUGUAGCUGUGAAGAAGCUUCAUUCAAUACCAGAGAGGGAUUUGUCUCAUCAAAAGGCUUUUAUGAGGGAAAUUCAUGCAUUGACAGAAAUUAGACAUCGGAAUGUAACCAAACUGCAUGGCUUUUGCUUGCAUACAAAGUUCUCCUUUUUGAUUUAUGAAUUCCUUGAAGGGGGUAGCUUGGAUAAGAUAAUAAGCAAUGAGACACAAGCAAUUGCAUUGGAUUGGAAUAAAAGAAUAAAAGUUGUUGAAGGUGUGGCUAAUGCUUUAAACUAUCUUCAUCAUGGAUGCUCCCUUCCAAUAGUUCAUCGUGACAUCUCAAGCAAAAAUGUUAUUUUAGACUCAGAUUAUGAGGCUCACAUAUUCGAUUUUGGAGCAGCCAAACUUUUGACUCCUAACUCAAGCAAUUGGACCAUGUUUGCUGGCACCUUUGGUUAUGCUGCUCCAGAGCUUGCUUACACAAUGGAAGUGACAGAGAAAUGUGACGUUUAUAGCUUUGGAGUGUUAGCACUGGAAAUAAUCAUAGGAAAGCAUCCAAGAGAUAUUGUGAUGUCUUUUUUCUCGACCACAUCUUCUAUAAGAGAGGCAACAAUAGAAGCCUACGAUUUUCCUUUGAAGGAAGUGUUAGACCAAAGGUUAAUUUAUCCUCAAGGUUCAGUGGCUGAGAUGGUGAUGCUGAUUGCAAGAGUAGCUUUCACUUGCUUGAAUGAAAAUCCACAAAUUCGCCCAACCAUAGAGCAAGUGUGUAAGGAGCUUGCCACAUCAGCAUCGCCUAGUUUCGUUCCAUUCCAUAGUAUCACAUUUGGAGAUCUCAACUGCAAAGAACUUAUAUCUUUGCGAGAAAGAAAAGAAAGCAGAGCAUCCUCACUUCCUUUCUCCACCGACUUUGAGCACUUCGUUUCUCGUCACUGUCGUUUCUUCUUUGCACCUUCGACUUGCUCUCCUUCUCAUUGCUGGCCUUCACUUAGUCUCACAGGUGCGUCUUUGAAGUUGGAAGAGUGGAGUUACCCGAAAUUUUUCUCCUUUGCUGUCACUUCUCGCUUGUUUGUUCAGCUUAAAUCCUGUCCUUUCUGGGUCAAGAUUGCUGGUCUUCUUCCUUAUCGUCCGAGCUGCAAAACAGAGCAUUUUUCUUUCCUUCAUCAGCGUCGACUACAUGAUGGCUCUAAGCUGUCACUACUGCACUUAAGAUUGAGGAAAGAAAAUCACAUUCUCCAGCCAUCAAGCACACAUAGCAACAGUAAAACACACAUAGAGGACCAGCAAAGGAGAAGAGACUCCAAGAUCCUUACCUCAACUAUGAUAGAAGCAGGAAGGAGAAGGUUCUGGGCAUAUUAAUAGGGAGGAGGAAAGAAGACUCUACAACACUGAACAAGGGCAGGCUGGACAUUGAGCAUGGAAGAGGGAAAGAGAAGAAGAAGAGGAAUGUCGACGGCAUGAAGGGAAACAGAAACUCAUGCUCAAAUGAUAGAUGAAGCUUCGGUGCUUAACCAUGGUGAUAAUGAGCUGAUGGCAGAGAAGAGAUAGAAGAAGAAUGGCCAACAACACUCACAGCUGCAACACAAACAGAGGGGGAAGAACAGAGGAUUUGCAAGCUCCCUAACACCCACAACGGUAGUGGACAAUGCACCCAUAUUCACUGGCAAUGAACGAUCAUAGAAGAGGAGGAGGAAAUUUCUCAAAGCAUUCUCAAUCUCUCUCUCUCUCAUUGUAGCCGACGGAAAAGAAGAGGAAUGGAAAAAAAAAAAUCUAAAAAUCUGGUGUGUUCUAUUUUAAAAAGAGGGGUAUUAUGGUAAU
Prosopis cineraria is the source of this 2190-nucleotide messenger RNA. Its product is annotated as calcium/calmodulin-regulated receptor-like kinase 2. Lineage: Eukaryota; Viridiplantae; Streptophyta; Magnoliopsida; Fabales; Fabaceae. The record is from RefSeq and is a predicted model, not a curated record. Gene Ontology annotation, biological process: protein phosphorylation. The coding region runs from base 1 to 1731 and encodes 576 amino acids. Gene Ontology annotation, molecular function: ATP binding; protein kinase activity. The transcript has 6 exons.